GAAGCAGCGUCAGGCCUCCCCAAGCACCUUCCUCCAACACGUCCAGAGCACUGAGCAUCACCCACAGGAGGAGUCUGUUUAUGGCAGCAUCCCACAGGGACCUGGGGCCGGGGGAAAAGUCACACAGAGGACAAGGAAGGAAAAGAAGCCUGCUCCCCUUCUGCUGGAGGCACUCGGUGGGGGGCCAGGACGUGCAAGUCACAUGACAGAGCUUCGUGAUUUCUCCUUUGAUGAAAACCCAGCAUUGGCAUCAGCAGGAUCUUUCGAUCAAGAGGCUGAGACCCCCCCUAGUUUUGCGUCAGGGACAGCUGAAGCUGAAGGGAUCAUCUGUGAACAGACCCUGCUUCUCUCUGCUGGGGCUGCCGCUGCAGGGGAGACCAGCCCAAUUGAGGAUCCCAGCAGGGACCCCUGGGGACAGGACAAAUGUGACUUGUGUCCCAGAGAGGAGGAUCUUUCAGAAAAAAUACACCCUGAGACGGUUCAGGGCCCAGAGAGGAAGCAGGAGACGUACAGGUUUCACCUUCCGGGGGGAGGCUCCUUCCUUUGCUCUGAAACUGAACUGGGGUUUGAGGUGAGGGCAGCCGUGACCAUCCAGUACGAAUAUGACUCCUGGGAUCGACAUCUGAGCACAUCUGAGAAGCAGCAAUGGAUGGUGGCCGGCCCUUUGUUCAACAUCCGGGUGGAACCAGCCAGGGCUGUGGCAGCCGUUCACCUCCCGCACUUCUUGUGCCUCGCGGGGGGAGAGGUCGAUGCCUCCCGGAUGCGAAUCGCCCACAUCGUUGACAGGGGGAUGACCCUGGAGGAGCCAACGAGGGUGAGGCCGUUCCACGCCGUGCUGCAGAACCCCAGCUUCUCCCCUCUGGGCGUGCUCUGGAGGAAAAUACAGUCUAAAUGCCAGGCAAAAGUCCACACCCUGGCACUGCUCUACCGGGCACUCAGGGCUGCGAACACAACCCUGCACCUCUACCUGAUCCCCAACGACCGCUCCCUGAGACAGGCCGUUAGUGACCACGAGUCCAAAUGCCCCUCGGUGCGUGUGCACAAGCCUUCCAGGACCAAGCCCUUGAAAUUUGGCUCCUGUUGUGUGGUGUCCAGCUCAUCCCAGCUUGAGGUGAUACCUGAGGAGCUGGAGUUCUGCUAUCUGGGCCCCAAGCUGGAGCAGCCGUACCUGGAGAUCUACACCCGGGACAUGCAGGAGGGGCUGCAGCUCAGCCUGUUGGAAAAGAUAGAUGGGGAACCAAUCUGGAAGGCCUUGGUGAGACCAGAAGACGUGAUGGUCUGUGUUUCAUCUGCCCAAAUGCAGACAGAAGAACAUUUCAUCGACCAGCACCGAGAGCAGCUGAUCCAACGGGUGCGCCAGGUGGACGGAGUGCUGGAUAAACUGUACAACACCGUGCUGGACAACGAGCAGUACCAGAGCAUCCGAGCCGAGAGAACGGACCCGGAGAAAAUGCGGAAACUCUUCGACCUGCUCCCGAGUUGGAACCGGGCCUGCAAGGACCAGCUCUACCAGGUGCUGGAGGCCAAGCAAAAAUUCCUCAUCCAAGAACUUAAAGGGACAUAAGACUGCCUGCCGUGGCUCACACUAGGGGCCCAUCCAGCUCAGUGUCCUGUCGGUGACAGGGUUCAGUACCAGCUACUUCAGAGAAAGGUGCAAGACCCUCCUCCUUGACAAUUCUGCACUAAUCUGCCCAUGGUGGGUGAAACCCAGUGUCCCCAACUGGGUAAUCCAGUCUGCUUCUUUAAAAACUCCUGGCUGUGACACUUUGUACCUCAAAAGCAGCACCCUGGAACCCCUAUAUUCACCACAGUCGUGGAAUUAUUAGAAGUUUUG
Molecule: messenger RNA, 1834 nt
Organism: Chelonoidis abingdonii (Abingdon island giant tortoise)
Lineage: Eukaryota; Metazoa; Chordata; Testudines; Testudinidae
Source: RefSeq, a predicted model, not a curated record